Molecule: messenger RNA, 2097 nt
Organism: Acanthopagrus latus (yellowfin seabream)
Lineage: Eukaryota; Metazoa; Chordata; Actinopteri; Spariformes; Sparidae
Product: growth hormone secretagogue receptor type 1-like
Exons: 4
Coding region: 391-1821 (476 amino acids)
Biological process (GO): hormone-mediated signaling pathway; G protein-coupled receptor signaling pathway
Cellular component (GO): plasma membrane
Molecular function (GO): growth hormone secretagogue receptor activity
Source: RefSeq, a predicted model, not a curated record
AUUUUACAGAUCAAGAACCAAUAAGUAACAUCAACAUAACAUAAAUAAUGACAUGUAGCAUAGAUUUAAACCCUGGGUUAAACUAUCUUAAAGAAUACCUCGUCUAUGCAUGUGUGUGUGUGUAUUCAUAUCUAUUUAGAGCAUGCUUUAUGUAGAAUGCAUUUGUAAGUGUGAUGACUGUGUUUUUUUGUUUUCUUCUGUUGUCCUAACCAGACAGCUCUCUUACACCCUGACCGUACUCUUCAGUGUUAGCCGUGAUCGAGCGCCAUAGGAAAUCCAUCAGCAUGCGUCACCUCUGCUCCCUGUAACCUGGGACACACACCUCUCCCCCGCUGGGUUUUUCCCCUUUCACUUUUUUUUUUCCCCUGUCCAGCCACAUCCUGCAUCAUCAUGGAUCUUUUGGAGUUGUUGGGAGACAUGGGCAGCGGCUGCAAAGAUGAAAAUUGUAGCCUUGCAUCAGACUUCGCAGAAAACUGCUCGAACGAAGACUGCCAGUGGGAGGAAUCUGAUUUUGGGAUGAUCGAGUUAGUGUGUGUGACUGUCAUUUACAUUCUAUUGAUGCUCUUCGGCCUUCUGGGAAACAUACUAACCAUUCUGGUGGUUUGGCUCCGCCCUCACAUGAGAAGCUCUACCUACCUCUACCUGAGCAGCAUGGCUGUUAGUGAUCUGCUGAUACUGCUACUGCUGCCUCUGGAUCUAUAUAAGCUCUGGAGGCCCACAUCCUGGCCCUUGGGCGACCUCGUCUGUAAGCUGACGAUGUUCCUCUCCGAGUGCGUCACCUUCUGCACCAUCCUCCACAUCACCUUCCUCUCCCUGGAGAGGUACCUGGCGGUCUGCUGGCCAAUCGCCGCCAAGACCUUAUUAACACGGCGCAGAACCAGGGCUCUCAUUGGCUGCCUCUGGCUGGGGGCGGUCGUCAGCGCAGCGCCAGUGUUGGUCAUGGUUCGAGUGGAGGUAGUUGGGGGGGAGGAGCUAGGGCUGGGUGGGUGGAGGGAGGAUGGAGGAGGGUGGACAAGCAGGGAAGGAGAACAGGGAGGAUUCAUGAUGGAUGGGAGAGGAAGUGGACAUGCGGCCGCAGCAGAUGGAGGACUAGAGGGAAUAAAUUGGGAGGAAAAAGAGAACAAGUGUUUUGGAGAGAAAGAGGAGAGGAAGCUGGGAAUAGAAGGAAUAGACAAGAGAAAACACGGAGACGAGGGAGGAGGUGAGGAGGAAGAAGAAGAGGAAAUAGAAGUUGAUGGAGAGCAGCAAAAUAAAAUGAGAGAAGAUGAGGGAGGAGGAAGGGAGGACGGUGUUGAUGAAGGUCACGGCAGAGAGUUUGAAGCUAGAGAGUGCCGCUUUACGGACUACGCUUUCUCCUCUGGCCUCCUGUCAGCCAUGACGAUUGUCUCCAACCUGUACUUCCUGGUACCCUUCUGCAUCCUGGGCCUGGUCUACAGCCUGAUUGGACGGACACUGUGGCUUCGUCCAAAAAGCAGCCGCAGAGACCAGAGUCACCGGCACACUGUCAAAAUGUUGGGAGUGAUCGUCUUGGCCUUCGUCCUGUGCUGGCUUCCCUUCCACGUGGGCCGGACGAUUUUCUUUUUUACCCACGAUGCUUCGUUUUUAUACUCUCUGUCCCAGUACGUCAACCUGGUGUCCUCUGUCCUCUUCUACCUCAGCGCCGCGAUCAAUCCCUUGCUGUACAACCUGAUGUCGGCCAGAUAUAGACACGCUGUGCACAGCCUCCUACGCACACAGUCGCACACACAGUCUCAUCGCCUGCGCACGCUUACGGCACACCAGUCCACGACCACUCUGUCGGGGCAGACGUGGCACACCUGAAUGGACGCACACGCUGCAGGCAGGAAACAAACGGACAAGCAAACACAAAUGUGGCCACUGUUUAAAUCUUAAUUGGUUAUGGUAAACCAUGUACAGUGUCUAUUAUGAGUCUGAUGAAUUGGUUCAUUUUUGUGUUAUUUUUGUGUGUUAAAUCACUAAGCUGCUUGGCUGCUGUUUCACAGACAUCACUGAUGUCAACAGCAUCAGAAAAUACGAUUAGAUAUUGUUGCUCAAUUUAUUUACAAGACCGCUGCACCCACAACACUCACUAAAGGU